Cooperia oncophora is the source of this 321-nucleotide messenger RNA. The record is from the annotation of a GenBank genome assembly. NCBI's taxonomy places the organism in Eukaryota, Metazoa, Nematoda, Chromadorea, Rhabditida, Trichostrongylidae.
AUGUAUUUGCGUUGCCGAGUACAAGUUGUUCUUCCUCGAUACAGUCGACGAUUACAAUCAAUCGAAUCUUGUCACCUUCAUUCUGCGGCUUUUAUGGAACAAUUUUGUACAGUUCGAUUUGAUACCGAAGUGGCUUUCCACGCCGGAAUCUCAGCAGAUCUUACACUACUACUGCCAGUUCCAACUCGAUCCAAAACUUAUGGGUCACGCCCGAAAUAUUGGCAGUCGACUGCAGCAGGCGAAGAUGGAGGACAUGCAGGCCUAGUAUUGUUCCCGUCGUCAUAUGUCGACAUUAUGAGAAGUUACAGAAGGCUCUGUUGA